This is a messenger RNA of Lepisosteus oculatus (spotted gar), 2912 nucleotides long. It is a transcript of the gene katnb1, whose product is annotated as katanin p80 (WD repeat containing) subunit B 1. Gene Ontology annotation, cellular component: katanin complex. NCBI's taxonomy places the organism in Eukaryota, Metazoa, Chordata, Actinopteri, Semionotiformes, Lepisosteidae. The record is from RefSeq and is a predicted model, not a curated record. Gene Ontology annotation, molecular function: microtubule binding. Gene Ontology annotation, biological process: microtubule severing; microtubule depolymerization.
UACUUUACUGCGACUGUGGGUUGGGGUGUGGAUCGGAGAAUAGAUACUUUGAAAAACAUCAGUUAAAAGGGUAUUUAUGGACUCUUGAAAAGGCUAUUUAAUAAAAUAGGUGCUUCUGUGAAUCGUUUAAGCUGAGGAAAGGCUACCAUCUUAUUUCUAGACGUGGACAGAGGAGGCAGCUAUGCCGCUGUGUUGCUAGGUUGGUAGUUACGAAUCGGCCAAUAGGAAUCUGCGUUGGAGAGGGGUGGGUGGGCAGUAAAGGCGAGUGGAUGACAAGCAGGACAUGUUAUAAACUAGUCAGGAAUAAUGGCUGGCUUUUGUUAAAACUAUUCGGUGCUUUUUUUUUUAAAUGAUGCGUCCAACGACUGAACGUGUGAGCUGCAGGAAGUUUGGAUGAACACAGAUAAAGGACCGAUUACUCCAAGCACACAAAUGCUCAUCAGACAUGGCCGCAGCCAACACAACUAAGACUUCUUGGAAACUGCAGGAGAUUGUUGCUCACGCCAGCAAUGUCUCAUCUCUGGUUCUGGGGCAGACGUCUGGCCGGCUGCUGGCCACCGGAGGGGAGGACUGUCGAGUCAACAUCUGGGCUGUCAACAAGCCCAACUGCAUCAUGAGUUUGAUGGGCCACAAUAACCCAGUGGAGAGCAUUCAGUUCAAUAGCUCUGAGGAGCAGGUCGUGGCUGGGUCACAGUCAGGGUCUUUGCGGGUAUGGGACCUCGAAGCAGCCAAAAUUUUGCGGAACCUAUCUGGGCACAAAGCAAAUGUCUGCAGCCUUGAUUUCCACCCAUUUGGGGAUUAUGUGGCUUCGGGUUCGAUGGACACAAAUAUCAAGCUGUGGGAUAUCAGAAGAAAAGGAUGCGUGUUUAGGUAUAAGGGACACACCCAGGCUGUCAGGUGUCUGGCCUUCAGUCCAGAUGGGAAAUGGCUGUCUUCAGCAAGUGAUGACAGCACAGUAAAACUAUGGGAUCUGACAGCUGGAAAGAUGAUUACUGAAUUCACAGCUCACACAGGCCCUGUCAAUAUUGUCAAGUUUCAUCCUAAUGAGUACCUGCUGGCAUCGGGCAGCUCAGACAGGACAAUAAAGCUCUGGGAUCUGGAAAAGUUUAAGAUGAUUGGCUCCACUGAAGGAGAGACGGGCCCCAUCAGAUGUAUAGCCUUUAACCCUGAUGGAUGCUGCCUGUACAGUGGCUCCCAGGACUGCCUCAGGGUGUAUGGAUGGGAGCCAGACCGCUGUUUUGAUGUGGUGCCUGUGAGCUGGGGUAAGGUGGCAGACCUGGCCCUCUGCAACAACCAGCUGAUCGGAGUGUCCAUCAGUCAGUCCGUCGUCUCCUCCCAUGUUGUGGACCUGAACCGAGUGAAAAAGUCAGGUUCUGUGAUUCAAAGUCUGGUUCAGGACGACAAGCCGCUCAGUGAGCCCCCUGCCAAGGGUGCUACAAUUCGGCGCAAUUAUGAGCGUCCACUCACAACCUGUAGCAAACAGAGGGUGAAGCAGAACUCGGAAAGUGAGCGCCGCAGCCCCGAAGGGGAGAGGCGCAGCCCCAGCAGCGAGGAGGAGCGCGACGAGAAGGAGUCCACCGCCGAGAUCCGCAAUGCGGAGGAUUACAAGGAGAUCUUCCAGCCAAAGAGUGCAAUAUCUCGCACCCCCCCUAAGAAGAGUGAGCCCUUCCCUGCACCCCUGGAAGAUGAGACGUUUCCAGUGAAGCCAAACUCUGCAAUUGAGAUAACUCCCAUUCCAGACAAACAUGCACCUGAGAUUCUUAAAAUACCAGCCAUAACAACAUCUACCCCUAUCAGUCGGGUGGAUCCGGCCAUAGCGCCCCCUACCAGUCGCCCAUUGCCUGCGAUUAACCCAGCCAACCGGCCAGUGGCGGGGAUGAAGCCUGCUGAGCCUGCUGUCAUACUCGCCUCACGGAAUGAACCCAUUGGGCUGAAUGUGGCCGACUUCCUCCCACCAGCAAAAAGUAACAAGCAACCAGCCUUGAACGAUGAUGAUGCCUUGACUCAGAUAAGAAAAGGUCAUGACACCAUGCGUGUGAUGCUGUCUAGUCGCCUUAAGAACUUGGAUACAGUCAGAGCUGUGUGGAGCUGUGGGGAUAUGAAGACUUCCCUGGACUCUGCGAUUUCCAUAAAUGAUCUUUCUAUUGUGGUCGACAUCCUAAACAUUAUCAACCUUAAACCAUCGCUUUGGAAACUGGACCUCUGCACAUCUAUCCUCCCCCAGAUUGAGGAGCUGCUGCAAAGCAAGUAUGAGAGCUAUGUCCAAACAGGCUGCACCUCAUUAAGACUCAUCCUGAAACGUUUUUGGCCCCUGAUUUCUGACACUCUGACUGCACCCCCUUCUGUUGGGGUUGAUAUUACAAGGGAAGAAAGACAUCAGAAGUGUAAGGCAUGUUACAAGCAGCUGAAGAACCUGAGUAACGUUGUGAAGAAUAAAGCUGGCCAGGUGGGACGGCAUGGAAGUGCCUUCAAGGAGCUGCAGCUACUCAUGACUCCUUUGGACUGAAAGUACUUCUCUCCCAGACCCUUUCCUCCUUGUUAAACUGUUGCUCUCUGCCAUGAUUUAAAAUGGCAAAAGCAAAGCACUUAUCACUGAGCUUGGAUGUUGGACACAGCAGAGAAAGCUGAUGGAGGAGUUGUGAUGCACUGAGGGCAGGGACUGUGCUCCGCUGAAUACCCACAAUGCUGCAGGAUCGUCUGAUGGCUCCAGGUGUUGACAGUUGUGUUUCAGUACCCUGUGACCAUGGGCCACACGAAGAUGGGUUUGAAAUGUGGCAGGUUUUUCUAUUCUUUUGUUCUGAUCACGUUUUAAUGUUUUCAUUAUUUUUACAUUUUCUGAGAUGCUGAGGACAUAGUCCAGCUUGGAUUUGUCAUGGGCAGGAGCAUAAAAAAUAAAACUAUUUUGCAAAGUA